UUUGUUAUUUCGAACACCGAAUCUGGGUGUUAAAAACACUUUCGGCAAUUAUAUUUUUAAAAAAUCUGAAGUGAAUACCCAGCAAACGAAACAAACGAUACAAGCCUAAAACAAAACGAUAUACAACCGGACGGAAGUGGGGGAAAGAAAGCGAGGAGCAGAAACUAUAUUUUCCCCCUUUGCCUGUGUGUGCGUGCGUGUGUGUGGUAGUAGUAGUAUUUUUUUCAUUUCUGUUUUCGCUGUACGUGCGGAUUGAUUCAUAUUAUUUCAUUACGUGAGCUAUUGCAAUAUAUCUGUUCGGCCGAGGACAAAGCCAAACCGAUUUCACCUGGCCCAUGAACCUUAGCUUAUUGUUUGUUUGAUUUAUGCGAAAAUAGAUGCCGCCUGCGAUGUAGAGCUGCUGAUGGCCCCUUUUCCACGGGGGCCGCGGCCAAUGAUUCCACAGACCCAAAAAAAGAACCAAAAAAGUAAGGCAGAGACAAAAACAAAUUACGCCGUAGAUGAAAAGAAAAGCGCCAAGAAGAAGCAACAGAGAAUACGUCAAAUAUCUCUAAUCUCCAAUACCAUUGCACUCUGUAAACGUGUGUGCUCGAAAAAUUCUGGCCCCCCCAAAAACAACAACAAGAAACAUCCGCUCAGGAAUUGACAACUGAUACGUAGAAUUAUGAACGUAGAGAGCCAACUGAAGACACCGCUAACGCACAUACGCAAUCUGGUUAAGCACGUGAACAAGCGAAAUUUUAAUGAAAGCAGCGAGCAAAUAAAACAGUUCGUUAAAGAGCACGGCCUGGAAGCGGAUCGCAGCAGCCUGCGCCACCUGUUCUCCGUGAUCAACUUCAGCGAUCCCGCGCCCUCUGUUACCGCCCAGCUGCAGGCGAAACUCCUGGGCGCCCACUUGCAGCGUCAGCUGCAGAGCUCAUCGUUUGUGUCCAACAUCUGCUACGCCUUCGACCAGUACUUUGCCAGUAACCAGAAGACCUUAAAGCCUGCUGCGGUAUCGGAUCUCGUGGGCCAAGUCUCUCGACUGACCGGUAUCAACAAGCUCUGCGAGUGCAUCUUUGCCUUGGCCGUAACCCAUUCCUCGCACUCGGAUCUCAGGCAGUCGGCCAGGAACAACUUGAAAAGCAGCCUCCGCGAACUAAUCGACUCCUAUUUGGGCAAGAGCAACAGCAGUCCGACGAGCAGCGGUCUCCAGGAGAUAUCCUGUGAUCUGCUUCAGUAUUUGCUGUGCUGCCUCAGUGAGUACGUUAAACCGCAGUUGGAGGCGCAGUUUCUGGUCAAGCUUCGCGAGGAGUUUCCGCGCCAGGAGGUGCCGCUGGUUCUAGCGCCGUUUCUGUACGGCUCGACGACGGCGACGAUUGCGGGAGCAGGUGCCAGCGAAACGGAUGCGGAGGCCGAAGCGACGGCCAGCAGCAACUGCUCCAGUUCCGAGGCAGAUGCUCUAAACGAGGUGGGAAUCGAGGAUAUCUAUGACCAUUUAAGCGAGAUAAUAUUCACCAACCAGGGCAAAAAUAAUAUUAUGGACACAUCCUGGAUUAAUCUAAUCCUGGAAAUCGGUUAUGAAUUUACAUCGAGUGUUGAAGAGUGCAAGAAUCAUUUGUGUUCACGCGAACGAGAACGCGCUGAGCUCCAGUCCAAAGAUGUCGCCAAGAUCGUGGGACUCAUGUGCCGUCGGCACUCGUCUCUGCUCGAUUGUAAUGUGAACCUACCGACGCCGGCGAACUUCUGGCCUGGUCAAGGGCAGGGCGCUGGCAGCAAUAGCAGCGGCUCCUCGCAGGCACAAAGCACUCCGCAGCAACAGAGCUCGGGCAGCAGCAACAACAACGAUGGCAGCGACGGCAACUCGUCCAGUGAUAAGAAGGACAAGAAGGAGACGACGGAGGCCACGCAAACAUGGAAGCCAGAUGUCUUUGUGCAGGCGCUCAAGGAGGUGGUGCCACAGCUCAACUGGAAGGAAGUGUGCAUGGAACUCGAUCAUCCCGAGUUCGUGCUAAAGGAUCGCAUCGGUUUGGACCUACUGCUGACCAUUUUACGGCUGGCCACUGGCUCCAACAUAUUCCCACAUCCAGAAUGCAUUUACCGUCACUGGGCCAACACGGAGGGUCAGCUGUCGCUCAUUGCGACCAUGCUGAAGAACCCGGAUCUCUUCUCCUUCGCCGACUUUGUAUUCAGCCAGCCAGCGUUGGACGUGCUAAAGACGGCCCCGGAUGCGGACAACAAGGAGAUCUCGGCCUGGAAGUCGCUUCACCUGGUUGAGGUGUUGCUCUCCAUUGCGGACAAGGGAUACUAUACGCAGGUCCAUGAGCUUUUCAAGUUCCCCGCGCAGAACUGUCCCGAUGUGCUAUUCCUGGCCUUACUGCACAUAAGUCCGCCACUAACGCCGCUGCGGCAGGAUCUGUUCAACCAACUAAUACCCACGUUCCUGGGCAACCAUCCCAACUCGAACGUCAUCCUGGCCAGCGCCUGGAGCUCGACCAACUUCCAACUGCGCCCCAAUAUCAUGAAUGCCAUGUCCGAGUGGUAUCUGCGAGGCAGUGAGUUCGACCAGGUGAAGCUGUCGCGCAUUCUUGACCUUGCCCAGGACCUGAAGGCGCUGUCCGCGCUGCUCAACGCGCGCUCCUUUCUGUUCAUCAUCGACCUGGCUUGCCUUGCCUCGCGGCGUGAGUACCUGAAGCUGGAGAAGUGGCUCACCGACAAGAUUCGCGACCAUGGGGAGCCCUUCAUGCAGGCCAUGAUCAAGGUGCUGCUGCGUCGCUGCCCGCAGGUGGCCAACGCCAAAGUGCCCGAGGACCAGCUGCCUCCUAAACAGGCCCAGCUCUUGCCCGAGACGGUUACUACAAUGAUUAACUGCCUGCAAACGUGCAUCAACAACUGCAUGCUGCCGGAGAUGGUCGAAAUGAUAAUGCAGAUGACCGCCAACGUGGCUAUCAUGGCGAACAAGGCGCGUGCCCAGCAGCAACAGCCAGGACUGGUUCCGCCGCCACCUCCGAACAUUCUGCGCGGCCAUCGUGGCAUGGAUCUGCCUGGCGGCAUCGUUCCUCCGCCGCCGCAGCAACCCUUCUCUGGAAACCUCAAUGCGCAGAUGUUUGGACCCGGAAUGGAUCCGCUGACCAAUAUGUCCAACAACCUGGCCGGUCUCAAUCUGAGUGGGCCGAACGGAGCAUUUAACUUUGGCAACAUGCUGACCUCUCCAUCACGUCUGAUGACUCCGGGCGCCAGUCCAUAUCCACUGAAUCCCAUGGGGAUGCCGCAAGCUCCGCCGCCACCCAAUGUCGGGAAUCUCGGCCGCAUGCUGCCGGGUGGUCCACAACAGCAGACUCCCACGCCAACGCCAACGGCCCCCAAUCCCAACAAUCCUGUGAUGGCCGACCUGCAGAUACCCGUGUCCAAGGAGGUGGAAGACGAGGUCAACUCGUACUUCCAGCGCAUCUACAACCACCAGCCAAAUCCAACGCUGUCCAUCGACGAGGUGCUGGACAUUCUGCAGCGCUUCAAGGAGUCGAGCAACCGACGCGAACAGGAAGUCUUUCUGUGCAUGCUGCGCAAUCUCUUCGAAGAGUACCGCUUCUUCUGUCAAUAUCCGGAAAAGGAGCUGCAGAUCACAGCGCAGCUUUUCGGUGGCAUCAUCGACCGCAACCUAGUGCCCACAUUCGUGGCCCUUGGCCUUUCCCUUCGCUGUGUCCUGGACGCGCUACGCAAACCCGAUGGCUCCAAGCUUUACUAUUUCGGUGUGACGGCACUGGACAGAUUCAGGACCCGAUUGCACACCUACAACAAGUACUGCGAGCACAUCCGCUCCAUUCCCCACUUCUCGGACUUCCCGCCACAUCUUAUCCAGUAUGUGGAAUACGGAAUGCACGGCCAAGAGCCGCCGCCGCAGAAGCUGAUUGGGCUCAGUAAUACGAUUCCGUCUGCGAUUUCCACCGGUGGUCCGCCAAGCGAGGCGCUCUACAGGUCCAACUCCAUGCUAGGUAACAUGCCCCUUGCCACUCCCGGUGCGGGACCGAAAUCGAACGCUGCCGUGUCGCACGCCACGAGGAUGAAGUCCAUCGCCAAUGCCACCAAUAUCGACACCCUGUUGGUGGCCAACCAGGAGGAGAAGGUCACAGUGCCGCCGGAACCGGUGCAGGACAAAACUGCCUUCAUUUUCAACAACCUGAGCCAGCUGAACAUACCGCAGAAGUGCGACGAGAUCAAGGAGAUCAUGACCAAAGAGUACUGGCCAUGGCUGGCGCAGUAUUUGGUCCUCAAACGCGCCUCAAUGGAGUUCAACUUCCACACGCUCUACUACAACUUCCUAGACGCGCUCAAGAACGGCGAGAUCAAUCGAUUCGUGACCAAAGAGACGUUGCGCAAUAUCAAGGUGCUGCUGCGCUCCGACAAGGGAGUCAUCAACUUCUCCGAUCGCAGUCUGCUGAAGAACCUCGGUCACUGGCUGGGCAUGAUGACCCUGGGCCGCAAUCGUCCCAUUCUGCAGCUGGAUCUGGAUCUCAAAUCCCUGCUGGCCGAGGCCUAUCACAAGGGACAGCAGGAACUGCUUUUUGUGGUGCCCUUCGUGGCCAAGAUCCUUGAGUCGUCCGCCAAGUCACGCAUCUUCCGCUCGCCCAAUCCCUGGACAAUGGGCAUCAUGUACGUGCUGGGCGAGCUGCAUCAGGAGCCGGACCUCAAGCUGAACCUCAAGUUCGAAAUCGAGGUGCUGUGCAAGACACUUAACCUGGAGCUGGCCAAGCUGCGACCGGUGAUCUAUCUGAAGGAUCCCAGUCGGGCUCUGUUGAUUGAGCAGCAAAUGUCGCAGCCAAAGCCCAAACAGAUGGAGCCAGUGGCAGCGGCGCCUGCUUUGCCGCGUGAACAGCAAUCCCCAGCACAACCGCCGCCGCCUCCGCAACAGCAGCAGCAACAACAGCAGCAACAACAGCAGCAGCAACAACAACAGCAGCAGCAACAACAGCAGCAGCAGGCUCCUCCACCGCCACCUUCAGCGGAUGUGGAUGCCCAAAAUGCGGCUGCCAUGAUGAUGGUUGGAAAUGGAGCUAACAGCACUCCCGGAUCGGUGUCGUCGCCCAAUCUGCCCAACGAUCCCAGCCAGGUUGUACAACCGCCGCCAGAGCCACGCUACUCGUACGUGGACGUGAAUGUGAGCAACUUCCAGCUUAUUGGUCAGCAGUUGAUUAUGCCGCCCAAUGUACCAUUCCUGCACGCCAAUCCCGGAAUCAAGCACAUCGUGGUCAAUGCCGUGGAGCGCACCAUCACCGACUGGCUGCAGCCCAUCGUGGACCGAAGCAUUCGCAUCGCCUGCGCCACCACCGAGCAGAUCAUUCGCAAGGAUUUCGCCCUGGAUGCUGAUGAGAACCGCAUGCGCACCGCCGCCCACCAGAUGGUGCGCAAUCUGGCCGCCGGCAUGGCCAUGAUCACCGGAAAGGAUGAGAUAGCACGCGCCAUUAGCCAGAAUCUGCACAAGGCCCUGAUUUCGGCACUCAACGGGAUGCCCACAAUGACGGAGAUCCAAGCGGCCGCCAUGCAGUUGGCCAGCGAGAAUGUGGAGCUGGUGUGCGCCUUCAUCCAGAAGACAUCGGCCGAGAAGGCAGCUGCCGAGAUCGAUAGGCGCCUGAGCACCGAUUUCGAGACCCGAAAGAUUGCCCGCGAAGAGGGCAACCGCUUUGUGGACGCCCAGAUCCUCAGCUACCAGCAGGAGCGUCUGCCAGAAGCAGUGCGCAUCAAGGUGGGCCCUGCGCCGGCCACACUCUACGCUGUGUACUCGGAGUUCGCCAGAAGCAUACCGGGAUUCCAGCAGAUGAGUGACCGCGAUAUCGCACUGUUUGUGCCCAAGCCGCAGGACUUGUCGCAGCCGAAUGUGUUUGCCAACGACGAGAGCAGCUUGGUCUACGGGGAACUGGCGAGCAAGAUGGAAACCUUUAUGAACACGGCCAUUGGUGUGCCGUCGCUGCAGGUUCAGGCCAGCAAGAUGCACAUGCUCCUCAACGCCCUGAUGAACACGCGCCGCCUGCGUGACCAGGAGUCGGCCUUCAAUCUCCUGACCCGCGCCGUCGAAGGUUUGACCGAGGGACUGGUCAACAUGCACGAGAACCUGGAGCAGAUGAAGCUCUACCAGAACGUCCACCUGCGUAUCAUCGGACUGCUGCACAACAGCUUUGGAGCCCCCAACACCGAGCGAGCAGUGACCAAGUGCUUCUUCGACAUCCGCGAGGAGGUGCGCUACAACGUGGAGGCAGCUCGUGCGCUGAUCACCUCGCACUUUGUCAACCUGAAUCAGUUCGAUGGCAUGCUGCGGGAUUGCAUGGACAACGGCAACAACUAUGUGGCCAUCUCGUUCGGUAUUGCGCUGCUAGAGCGUCUCAUCAUGGACGAUCGCGCGAUUAACAUUGUUUCGGACAACGAAUUCAUGGCCACCGUGGAGCUGCUGGGUAGGCUUACGCAGCACCGUCAUCGGUAUCCCGAGUGCAUCGUCAAUGCCAUUGACACGCUGUGGAGCGGAAACUUCAACUCGAGCAGCGACUACAGUCCGUUCAACGCCAGUGAGCGUUACUUGGCGGGAGCCUCGCACUACAUCCACUCCGGCAUGCAUCACGUGAGGUCAUGCGAUACGGACGAUCCGCCAGGCUUGCAGGAAAAGACAGAGUUUCUGCUCAAGGACUGGGUGGCCCUGUACACUCAGCAGAACCAGCAAUCCACGCGCGAUGCCCGCAACUUUGGCGCAUUCGUCCAGAAGAUGAACACAUACGGAAUCCUGAAGACGGACGACCUGAUCACACGCUUCUUCCGCCAGGCCACGCACAUUUGCACGGACGUGGUGUACAGAAUGUUUGCCGAGCCAAGUCUGCCCAUCAACCAGGCAAAGAACAAGAUAUUCCAGUGGAUCGAUGCGUUCGUGCACCUCAUAGCGAUGCUGGUGCGGCAUUCGGGCGAAGCAGGCAAUCCCACGACCAAGAUCAACCUGCUGAACAAGGUUUUGGGCAUUGUGCUGGGCACGCUGCUCAAGGACCACGAGAUGCGCGGCGUGAGCUUCCAGCAGGUGGGCUACCACCGCUUCUUCAUGAUGCUCUUCAUGGAGCUCUGCUCGGCCGACGUGAUCCUCGAGUCGCUGAUGCACAGCAUUGUGUCGGCCUUCGCCUACACCUAUCACCUGCUGAAUCCCACCGUGGCGCCGGGCUUCUGCUUCGCCUGGCUGGAGCUCAUCUCGCACCGCGUCUUCCUGGGCCGCAUCCUCGUGCAGAUUCCCGGCCAGAAGGGCUGGCCACUUUACGCCCAGCUGCUGCAGGAUCUCUUCAAGUAUCUUGCGCCCUUCCUGCGCAACACGGAGCUUGGUAAACCGGUCCAGCUCUUGUACAAGGGCACCCUGCGCGUUCUGCUCGUCCUGCUGCACGACUUCCCCGAGUUCCUGUGCGACUACCACUUUGGGUUCUGCGACACCAUCCCGCCCAACUGCGUCCAGAUGCGCAACAUCAUCCUGUCGGCGUUCCCGCGCAACAUGCGCCUGCCCGACCCCUUCACGCCCAACUUGAAGGUGGACAUGCUGUCGGACAGCAGCAAUGCACCCAAGGUGCUUAGCAGCUACAUCAUGAACAUCCAGCCGCCGAAUUUCAAGAAGGAUCUGGACUCGUACCUCAAGGCUCGGGCGCCGGUUACUUUCCUCUCGGAGUUGCGUGGCCACCUGCAGGUGACCAGUGAGCCAGGCACGCGUUACAACAUGACGCUAAUGAAUGCCCUGGUCAUGUAUGUGGGCACUCAGGCCAUCGCUUUGAUUAGAAACAAGAACUUUGUGCCGAACACCUCGAACAUUGCACACAGCGCUCACAUGGACAUCUUCCAGAACCUGGCUGUCGAUUUGGAUACGGAGGGUCGCUAUCUCUUCCUGAAUGCGAUUGCCAACCAGCUGCGCUAUCCGAAUAGCCACACGCACUACUUCAGCUGUGCCGUGCUGCACCUGUUCGCCGAGGCCAACUCGGAGGCCAUUCAGGAGCAGAUCACGCGCGUCCUGCUUGAACGGUUGAUCGUGAACCGGCCACAUCCGUGGGGAUUGCUCAUCACUUUCAUCGAGCUGAUCAAGAAUCCAAUCUACAAGUUCUGGGACCAUGACUUUGUGCACUGCGCGCCGGAGAUUACCAAAUAUUUCGGCUCUUCGAAUCGGUGGCCCGCUCCUGUCUGGCCAAAUCGAACGUCACCCAGCAGCUGAACAUGCCCGUCGUCGAUGGCGAGGGCCAGGAGGUGGCCAACAUCAACUGAGAAAACGCCACCGUCCGACGCUUCUGUCUGGAGGUCUGUGCAAAACCCAGACGCAGGCAGUAGGCACACAACAACACAACAACACAACAACACCACAACACAACAACACCCCAAAUAACCACACAGCACAGCACAGAACUGCAUUCAUUGAAUUCUACUACCAUUACUGUGUUUAGCUUUUAGAGUAAUUCGUUUUAAGGAGACAGUGAAAUCAGUGACAGCAGCAGACACAAACAUUUUCAAAACAACCAACAGCAGCAACCGCAACAAUAAGAACAGAGCAGCAACAGCAGGCCAGGCCAACUGCAGUGCUAGAAACCGAAAUUCGACUUGUAUUUAAACGAACGGAAACGAUAACAUUUUAAAUGCCUCCCCCAUCGUGGGGGAAUGUUACAAAUUUUUAAUUGAGUUGUAUUAUAAAUGGUAGAUGAAGACGUUAAACUGUUGAUGACAGAUACUGUGUAAAGAAAUCAAUCAAACAGAUGAAAAAAAAAAAUGAAAAAAACAAAAACAAAACAAAAAAAAAUGAAAAUCGAUAAAAGAAAAAAGAAAAAUAUUUUCUACAAAAAAAUUGCAAAAUGUACGAUGAAAAUGCGAAAAAACUAACAAAUGCGAUGUAAAUAUGUAGAUUGUUGUUGCUACACAUCCGGCAGAGAACAACAAUUAGAACAAAGAGAAGAGAAGAUUCAAAAGACGUAGCAGCAACAACGGCCACAUAUGAAAUUUGUGUACACACAUUGAAGGAGCGAGUAUAGCCAGGCAGCAGAUAAGCAGAUACCUAGUUAAACCUAUUCUCAAACCCGCUGAGAGCGAUAUUUAUAGACGUGAAUUGAAGAAAGUUUGCUGCAACAGAAGAAGGUUUGAAAGAUCAAGAUCCUCAGAGUCAAUAAUAAUUCGAGUUGUCAAAGUAGCUCUUACCUCCCAGCCAACUCAAUGAUGUAUCAUUUGCAAAUUCGUAACCUCUAAGAGUCUAAGAGUCCCUCAGUUAGUCUACUCGUAUACGUUAAUUUUUAAAAUGUUUCCGCACAAGAGCAAGAGCAGCAGCCACUGUAACAGCAACCAGAACCAACCAAUGUUUGAUCUUCUUAUACGCAAUGUAAGCGAUACGUUUUGUUUUUUACCUACAUACUUUUAUGAACUGAUUAUUAACUGAAAAUGGAAAUACAUUGAACACCUCUAGCUUGUUAAACGUAUAUAAACGUAUCGAUCCUCCAUGUAAAGAUAAACGCUGUUAGAAUCAGAGAGAUGAGAUAUAGAACGAGCGUGGCAUGGCGCAGAGUCCAAGCCACUGUCUAUAUAGAUCUUUAUAUAAAUAUAUAAAAUAUGUAUUUCUUAAUAUAAAUACGUAAUGUAAAUCGAGUUUGAUUGCCGCGCAACGAGUGGAAGUGGAAAGGCAGCGGAACGGAGCGAGAUCGAUUCUAAAUUCAUUAUCCUACGUUUGGCAAUUUGCGAGUUAUGUACGUGUUAUUAGAACCUAUCCCACAACCUAUCCCCUACCACUACCAUUACCACUCCCACUCGACACUCAAGCACCUACUGCAGCAACUCUAUUAGUUAGUAGUCUCUACCGCAAAUGCAAAUGCAAAUGAACAUUCACUGUAUUUACGCAAGUCAAAAUGUAUUUUGAAUUAAACUGAAUUGAAGCCUGAA
Drosophila elegans is the source of this 9891-nucleotide messenger RNA. RefSeq names its product CCR4-NOT transcription complex subunit 1 (gene Not1). The transcript has 11 exons. Gene Ontology annotation, biological process: nuclear-transcribed mRNA catabolic process, deadenylation-dependent decay. Gene Ontology annotation, molecular function: molecular adaptor activity. Gene Ontology annotation, cellular component: P-body; CCR4-NOT core complex. The coding region runs from base 665 to 8191 and encodes 2508 amino acids. The record is from RefSeq and is a predicted model, not a curated record. Lineage: Eukaryota; Metazoa; Arthropoda; Insecta; Diptera; Drosophilidae.